Molecule: messenger RNA, 593 nt
Organism: Botrytis fragariae
Lineage: Eukaryota; Fungi; Ascomycota; Leotiomycetes; Helotiales; Sclerotiniaceae
Exons: 3
Coding region: 88-294 (68 amino acids)
Source: RefSeq, a predicted model, not a curated record
CUACCUUGGACAUAUAACUCCAUAUACAACUAUCAAAGAACCAAUUCACCUCGAUCCACCUCAAUCACCAAUCUACAAUCAAUCAAAAUGCCUUUCGAAGCUCAACAACCCCAAGCUCAACAAAUGGAGAUGUCCACUACCAAUGGUCCCAUCACCGAACAACCUCGUCAAAAUGAGGGAAUGAGCGCCGAUGUAUCUAUGCGUGGUGGUGGUGGAUGCUGCGAAGCAUGUCUCGCCUGCUGUCUCCUCGAGGAAGUCUGCGCAUGUUUGAUUUGCGAGGAGUGCUGUUGUUAAACGCUUUCCGUAAGGAUAUACACGGAGAGAUACAUACAUACAUACAUACAUGUAUAUCUAAGAUAUAGACGGCACCCACGAUGUGAUGGAGAGGAGAUAAUUGAUACCCGGUGGUUCGUGGGCGUGGAUUGCGAUGGAGAUAUAGAUAUAGAUAUGAAUGUGAAAGUGGAUGGGAUGAGAUGGGAAACUAUGAAUUUCGAUGUCUUUACGCGGAUGAUGAAUUUGGGUGGAUGGAUGGAUGGAUGCGAUUGGUAUGAUGAAGGAAGGAAGGAUUUUGCUACCUAGGUAUGCGGGAUGAG